Molecule: messenger RNA, 1599 nt
Organism: Solanum tuberosum (potato)
Lineage: Eukaryota; Viridiplantae; Streptophyta; Magnoliopsida; Solanales; Solanaceae
Exons: 4
Coding region: 166-1599 (477 amino acids)
Molecular function (GO): metal ion binding; mRNA binding
Source: RefSeq, a predicted model, not a curated record
AAGGGGAAAAAAGGCGAUAUAAAAAAAGUACUGGGGUCACAAACUCACAAUCGUCGUUGAUUUGGACUUGUUUUGGCCAUUGUUCAUUUCGCCCACACUGCUUCCCUCGACUGAAAAUGGAGAAUCAGGGUUUUACAUUUUGAAAUUCGGAGGCAAAACAAAGCAAUGGAAGCCAUUCAAUCACUAUACAUGCAUAACCUAAACCAACCUACACUUGAUAAACAGUAUUUAGGGUUUGAUCCUCAACCUCCCGAAGCGGCGUCAUUUUCAUCGGAACCCAAUCUUCAAAACCCUAGUCGGGAUCUCCCAAAAGCUGAGGAAAACGACGUUGAUGAUGAUGAUGAGAUGUUGCUGCGAAUCAUUUUUGAGGAACUUCAGAAUCUGGUGUUGAACCAGGCGUUCAGUGAAGAGAGAACAAAAGGAGGUGUUUAUGAAUCUAUUAAGGCAAAAUCUGAGAGUGAAGAUGAAAAAGAUGUGCAAAUGAUAGUUGAAGAGCUUAAGAAUCUGGUGGUAAAUCAGGCAUUCAGUGAAGAGAGAGCUAAAGGAGAUAUUCAUGAAGGAAAUGGAAGAGACGAAGUGGGAAAUGAGUACGGUGGUAAUCAUUAUGAAGAUGGUGCUGGUUGGAGCGAAAAUGAAAAUGUGAUUGAUGUGAAAAAUGAGAAAGGUGGUGAAGUGGUUUCAAGGGAAUGGGGAUUUGAUCACUAUGAAGAUGGUGACCUUAGUUGGAGCGGAAAUGGAAUUGAUGUGACAAAUGAGAACGGUAGUAAGGCGGGUUCAAAAGAAUGGGGAUUUAAUGCGAAUGGGAGGAGGUUGAAUUACCCGUUAAGGCCUGAUGCUGUGGAUUGUGCUUAUUAUAUGAAAACAGGGACAUGUCAAUAUGGAUUGAAUUGCAAGUUUAAUCACCCUUCCCGAAGACAAAACCAGUGGGCAAUGGAGAAGGGCAAGCAAAGGGAUGAAAGUGAGGAAAGAGCAGGGCUGAUUGAAUGCAAGUAUUACCUAACAGGAGGAGGGUGCAAGUAUGGAAAUGCCUGUAAAUAUAGUCAUAGUAAGAGAAAUGGUGCAAUCUCACCUGUUCUGGAUUUUAACUUUCUUGGCCUGCCAAUUCGACAGGGAGAGAAGGAUUGCCCCUUCUACAUGCGCACUGGGUCCUGCAAGUAUGGAUCCAAUUGCAGGUUUCAUCAUCCUGAUCCUACUACAAUGACUGGAAACAAUCCUUCCCUUGGAUACAACAAUGGUGGAUCUGCUCCAGUACAAAGUGCCUCCUAUUCACCAGUGUCUUCUUGGUCUUCACCACGAGCAUCGAAUGAGACAGCUCCUUUCGUACCAGUGGUAUAUCCAGCAAACCAAGGCAUUCAUGCUGCCGGUGUUAGAGUGAAAACAUUGAAAGGAGAGCAUAAUAAAUGCAAGGAUCCAUGUGGUAACUAUAAGGUCAGUGCAACUACAAUGGCCUUUUACUUUAAGAAGAAGUUGCAAGCUAAUCCCAAAUACAAGAUAAAGGAAAUGAGAGUUGAUAUGAAAACUGCUUUCAACAUUAAUGCUCAUUUUGAAAAGUGUAAGAGAGCUAAAAUAAUCUCUUACCCUUUUCAAAAUGAGCCUUAA